Messenger RNA from Magallana angulata, 3259 nucleotides. Its product is annotated as F-box/WD repeat-containing protein 1A-like. The coding region runs from base 100 to 1689 and encodes 529 amino acids. NCBI's taxonomy places the organism in Eukaryota, Metazoa, Mollusca, Bivalvia, Ostreida, Ostreidae. The record is from RefSeq and is a predicted model, not a curated record. Gene Ontology annotation, molecular function: protein dimerization activity. The transcript is spliced from 12 exons.
UAUGGGACUUCCUGUUUCUGGAUGACGUCACAACCGAGUGAAUGUGCGAGAGAAAGAAAGGUCUCUGAUUCAGCUUCACUCGGUCAUCGGUGAAGAAGGAUGAACUCUAUAGAAACAAAGAUGGAAACGUGUAGUUCCAUUGAUGAUAGAUCUGAACGGAAAUUGGAUACUGAUGCCCAGAUUAAGUCUCUUCAGCCUGCCCCUCAGAAGAACUCGGAGCAAUACUUAAAGGACAGAGAUAGUUGUACCAAGUCUUUCGACAACUGGACAGAAUAUGACCAAAUCACUUUUGUGGAACAUUUGUUAUCACGCAUGUGUCAUUUUCAACAUGGACAAAUUAACAGUUUUCUGAAACCUAUGUUACAAAGAGAUUUUAUCACAGCACUACCAGCAAAAGGUCUUGACCAUGUGGCAGAGACCAUUCUUUCGUACCUGGACGCCAAGUCUCUGUGUGCAGCAGAGGCGGUGUGUAAGGAGUGGUACCGUGUGAUAUCGGAGGGCAUGUUAUGGAAGAAACUGAUCGAGAGAAUGGUGCGGACAGACACCCUCUGGAGGGGGCUGGCAGAGAGGAGAGGAUGGGCAGUGUAUUUGUUCAAGGGGAAAGCUGGAGAUACUCCAACAGACCACAAAUUUUAUAGAAACUUAUAUCCACAAAUUAUAGAAGAUAUAGAGAGAAUUGAAACAAACUGGAGGACCGGACGCCACACCCUCCAGAGAAUCCACUGUCGCAGCGAGACCAGUAAGGGGGUGUACUGUCUCCAGUAUGACGAGACCCGCAUCAUCAGCGGACUCAGAGACAACACAAUCAAAGUCUGGAAGUCCAAAAUGGAUUCUGAUUCGCAGAUGUGGGAUCGUAACACAUUGGAGUGUGUUCAAAUUCUAACUGGUCACACCGGUUCUGUGCUAUGCUUACAAUAUGAUGAAAACAUCAUUAUAUCAGGGUCCAGUGAUUCUACAGUCAGAGUGUGGGAUGUACACACGGGGGAGAUGUUGAACACACUGAUUCACCACUGUGAGGCGGUCCUACACUUGAGAUUCUGUGAUGGCAUUAUGGUCACUUGUUCAAAGGAUCGCAGCAUUGCUGUUUGGGACAUGCAGUCCCCCACAGAAAUUAAUUUACGCCGUGUGUUAGUGGGACAUCGUGCUGCCGUCAACGUAGUAGACUUUGAUGAGAAAUACAUAGUAUCCGCCUCAGGAGACCGGACAAUCAAGGUGUGGAGUACAUCAACUUGUGAAUUUGUGCGAACAUUAAAUGGACAUAAGCGUGGCAUUGCAUGUCUCCAGUACCGAGAUUGUCUUGUAGUCAGUGGCAGCUCAGACAACACUAUCAGGUUGUGGGACAUAGAGAGCGGAGCGUGUCUGCGGACUUUGGAGGGGCAUGAGGAACUGGUACGCUGUAUCAGAUUUGACAACAAACGAAUCGUCAGCGGAGCUUAUGAUGGUAAAAUCAAGGUGUGGGACCUAGCCGCGGCCCUGGACCCUCGAUCUCCUGCCGGCAGUCUAUGUUUACGGACACUAGUGGAGCAUUCUGGUCGAGUAUUCCGCCUACAGUUCGACGAGUUCCAGAUUGUCAGUAGUUCUCAUGAUGACACCAUUCUCAUUUGGGACUUUUUAAAUGUGCCAAUAGAAACUUCAUCUACGUCCAGCACCCGCUCUCCCACGCGGACCUACACUUAUGUGAACAAUUGAUCUCGUGGGGCGUCGCCCCUUACCCUUGUGUGUGUAUGUGUAUGUGUGGUGAGUGUUAAGGAGGGCGUGUGAGGAGACCUCCAGCAUUCCAGAGUCCACCCUCUGUAGAAACAAGGUUAUUAUGGUGUGUCAUCUCCAAUGUUUUGGAUUAGCUGUGUCAUUCAGCAUAGAUUAUCUCCCCUCUCCUCCGUCGCCAGGAAGUUGAGGACAGACGGAUAUCUCAUUGACUUCACGCUCCGCUUGAUGAUGAUUUCGUAACAUUUUAAUGUUUGUCCGAGUCCUUAGUGGUUUGAUUAUUUUUUCUUUUCAUAUUUUUCUUGAUUUAUGAAAAAAAUGGCUUUCGUACCAAAAUAAUUACACACAUUUGGAUUUCAGAUAUACCCCACAGAGGGACAUUUCAGCCGUUGUGGUUCUGCUUAAGCAGGAAUUUUGUAAAAUCUUGUGUCAGUUUGUAGAGCAAAUAUCUUAAUUAAGAUUGCAUUGCAUAACAUUUUCAGACUUGCUUUAAGAUAAAUUUUGGUGUACGAUGUUUUCAGUACUACCGGUAGUUUGUAUCUUGGUAUUGCCUUGUCUUUAUUGUGAUACAUAUAGAUUUGUGCAACUAGAGAUGCAUUUUAUGACAAUAAUUAUCAUUGUUUGAAGCAGAUAGCACAUUUAACAAUUUUGACAACAAAAUUUACUGUUCAAGAUUGAUGGGUAUUUCAGUACAUGUAUUAUAUGAAAGGAAUCAAUUGUACUUGAAUUAUGAAUGCAAGUUCAAAAAGCAUAAAUGUGAGUUGAUUAUUGGUCACCUGUGAUAAGAAAAAUAUUAAUCUGAGAAGUUAUGUGUCAAUUCAAGUCCAUAGUGCUUACCCUUUAAGGCAUUUCAAGGUUGAAUGCGUUUAGAACUUUUUGUGUUAUCUCUCUAAAGAAAAAAAAUAAUUAUUCACUUUUUUAACUAUUGAAGAGUAAACCUCUAAAUUUAUUUCUCUAUUAAAUGAAUAAUAGAUCUAUGUGAUUCUUGAAGAGAAAAUUUACUAUACAUUUCAAAGUGCUAAGCACAGGGCAUGUCUAUAAUGGAAGCAGACUUGGCAUAAAUCUGUUCAUUGAUUGUGUGUUAUUGAUAGGGUAGAUUCCUUUGUACUUUGUGAAUUACAUGUGUGUAUAAUUUCUGAUCUGUGUCUGUGUACCCCAGCUCAGUGAGUACCGUGUGUACGGCCUCAGGGUGGGGAUACACUCUCUGUGGUUCUGUGGUCCAUUACAGAGCGGUCGUGUACAGAGAUGGGUGGUGCAGCUGUGUGCCUAACUGUAAAUACUUGCAAUACGCCUCAUGUUUGUGAUGCAUUAUUUAUUCUAAAUAUAAGGGGGAUUCAUCCGAUUUUAUUCUUUUGUUGUAAUGGUCAAUACAAAGAUGUCAGAAUUUGAACAGGAAGUAUAGGAAUAAAUUCUAUUAAAUAUGAAAUUGAUGUAGCUUUUCUCACUUUAUUGUGUGUUUUAUCAUGUGAUAUAACGGCAGAAUAUUUUAAGCUUGUUUAUCAAUGGUCUUCUCUAAUGUUUCCUCAUAAACAAUAAAAUUGUUUACUUAUUGUUA